UAGAACAUUAGUUGAAAAGUAGCUCCGGCCAUGGCUGCUGACUUGCUUUUUCUUAUCUUCUUUCUUUGCACCAUAACCCUCUCUCUAGCCAGCGUAAACAUAGACUGUGGAACGUCAUUGCCGGGCGUAGACAACAACAACCUAAAAUGGGUCGGAGACAACGACUUCAUCACAUCCGGAGAUUCGGCCACCAUUUUGUCCACCACGGUCGAGAAAUCUCUCACCACACUCCGGUACUUUCCUACUGGCGACACCAAUUGCUACUCCGCCAUUCCGGUUACAAAAGGUGGAAAAGUUCUUGUGAGAACGAUGUAUUACUACGGGAACUACGACGGGGAGUCCUCAACUCCAACCUUCAGCGUAGUGUUUGAAGGGAAACACCGAGGCAUUGUAUCGAUAUCCUCGGCAUUUGAACCGUACAUUUUAGAGCUGAUAUUUUCUCCGGCCAGCGGAGAAACCAGCGUUUGCUUUGUGCGUACGUCUUCCUCAUCGAACCCUUUUGUAUCAUCCAUUGAAGUUGUCGAUUUGGCCGCUGGCAUGUAUGAUGAGCUCGGUCCUGGUGAAGGUUUAUUUUACCAACAACGACGUGCGUAUGGUGCAACAGAAGUUCUAAGAUCGGAUCUUCAAGGUAGGUUUUGGCUUCCGACCGAGAUAAACUUAUUGGUCACAGGAAUACCGUCCACGGCUGUAACGAUCGAUACAUCUGGUGCAUCAAACAAGCCGCCUGAGUCUGUCCUCCGCAAUUCUUGGACCGGGGAAGGCUUAGCAUUAGUCGACCCCACUCUUCCUUCAGAAGGAGUUCCGGUUUACUUGGCUAUGUAUUUCUCGGAGCCUCUCCAGUCGAGUGUACGAUCGUUCAACAUUUUCUUUGGUGGUAAGCAAGUUGGAAAGGGUCCAGUUGUGCCUGUGUUUGGAAAAACUACGCAAGUGGUCGUGAGAGAUGUGUUGGCCAGCUCAAGCACCCUACUGGUGCUCCACUCCACCGCUAGUGCGCUUUUACCGCCCAUGAUAAAUGCAGCCGAGCUUUAUGUGAUAAGUAAGGGUACAAGCGAAGGCGGAAGCGGAUCAGGAUCAGGUGGAAGCGGAGGAGGAGGAGGAGGAGGAGGAGGAUCUGGGGGCAGUGGAUCCGGAUCUGGUUAG
Camelina sativa (false flax) is the source of this 1140-nucleotide messenger RNA. The record is from RefSeq and is a predicted model, not a curated record. Lineage: Eukaryota; Viridiplantae; Streptophyta; Magnoliopsida; Brassicales; Brassicaceae.